AUGGAUAAAGUCAAAAGAUACACAAAAGAUGUAAAAAUAGGAGAAGGAACCUAUGCAGUGAUUUACAUGGGAAAAGAGUAUCUUGUGAAUCCAGCUGACGCAUCUUCUGAAAUAAUCACAGAAACACCUCCACAUAAUGCACUUCCGGGUAGGCAGGUGGCUAUAAAAAGAAUUAAAAAAGAUGCAACACAAUUAGACAUAGAAAUGGCCACAUUAAGAGAGAUAAAAUACUUAAACUAUCUAAAAUCGGAGUAUGUAAUUGAAUUAUACGACACAAUUGUGCAAGACAGGCACAUCCACUUGAUAUUGCCGUAUAUGGACAGCAAUCUCGAGGUUAUAAUCAGAAGUAAAAAACUUAUAUUUAUGCCACAAGAUGUAAAAGCAUGGAUGCUUAUGAUUUGUAAAGGAUUACAAGAAUGCCAUUCUCGUUUUAUUAUACAUCGUGAUAUUAAACCAAAUAACAUACUUGUAAAUAAAAAUGGAGAGCUAAAGCUAGCAGAUUUUGGAAUAUCUAUAGACAUAGGAUUUCCGUUGCGUAUGAUGACACCUAACGUAGUGACUCGGUGGUAUAAGGCGCCUGAAAUUCUUUUAGGGUGUAACAAUUAUACAUUUGCUGUAGAUAUAUGGGCACUUGGUUGUUUAUUCGCUGAACUAUUACAGAGAAGCCCCUACUUGCCCGGUAAAUCAGAUGCCCACCAAUUAGAAUUAAUGUACACCUCAAUUGGAACGCCCACGGCUGAAGAAUGGGAAGAAAUAGGCCAUAAAAAAGAAGGACUAGAACUGCCUGCGCAUAUACCUAGAUGUAAUUUUUCAUUGUGCUUUGGAGCAGCAGGCUCUGAUGCAAUUGAUCUGUUAAAUAGAAUGCUUGUGUAUGUUCCCAGUAAAAGAAUAACAAUAAGUGAAAUAUUAAACCAUCCCUAUUUUACUAAUUCCCCUGCACCAACCCCUCCACACCAACUCCCAUUUGAUUCAAUAUCACCAGGCGAGUAA
Molecule: messenger RNA, 990 nt
Organism: Nematocida parisii ERTm1
Lineage: Eukaryota; Fungi; Microsporidia
Product: CMGC/CDK/CDK7 protein kinase
Exons: 1
Coding region: 1-990 (329 amino acids)
Biological process (GO): positive regulation of transcription by RNA polymerase II; protein phosphorylation
Cellular component (GO): transcription factor TFIIK complex; nucleus; cytoplasm
Molecular function (GO): cyclin-dependent protein serine/threonine kinase activity; RNA polymerase II CTD heptapeptide repeat kinase activity; ATP binding
Source: RefSeq, a predicted model, not a curated record